GGCGCCGCGCCGCGGGGAACGGGCAUGGCGGAGGGGACGCGCUCGCUGCGCGGCGGCAGCAGCCCGGCCUCCAGCCCGGUGCUGGGCGGGCGGGGCCGCGCCGCGGUGGCGGCGGCGGCGGCGGCGGCGGGGGGGAGCAGCCCGCCGGGCCACGGCUUCCGCAGGGUGACCCUCACCAAGCCCACCUUCUGCCACUACUGCACCGACUUCAUCUGGGGGCUGGCCGGCUACCAGUGCGAGGUUUGUAACUUCAUGUCUCAUGAAAAGUGCCUCAAGAAUGUCAAGAUACCAUGCUCAUGUAUUGCUCCCAGCCUUGUAAGGGUUCCAGUUGCACACUGUUUUGGGCCUCCAGGACAUUACAAAAGAAAGUUUUGCACUGUGUGCAGAAAGUCACUAGAGUCACCUGCCUUUCGAUGUGAAGUUUGUGAGCUACAUGUGCACACAGACUGUGUCCUGUUUGCUUGCAGUGACUGCCGGCAGUGUCACCAGGACGGGCACCAGGACCACGAUACUUACCACCACCACUGGAGGGAGGGAAACCUUUCUUCCAGUGCUCGCUGCGAAGUUUGCAAAAAAACCUGUGGCUCUUCAGAGGUGCUCUCUGGCAUGAGAUGUGAAUGGUGUGGCAUCCUGGCUCAUGCGGCUUGCUACAUAAUUGUCACACCAGAAUGUACAUUUGGAAGAUUAAGGAAUAUGAUUCUUCCUCCGAGCUGUGUGCAGUUAUUUUCUCGCAACUUCAGCAAACUGCAUUGUUUUCGAAUAUCAGAAAACUUGCAAACAGAAUCAGAUGAAGAUGAUGAUGUUGAUGGGUCAACACAGGGAUCAGCAAAAGAUGUCCAAAUUUCAACAGAUUCAAGUAAACAAACGUUAAAGAUAUUUGAUGGGAACGAUGCAGUGAAACGCAAUCAAUUUCGACUGAUUUCAGUUCCAAGGAUUGCAAAAAACGAAGAAGUUGUGGAGGCUGCUUUGAGGGCAUACUACAUAAACGAUGACCAGCAGGAGUAUGAGCUUCAGACUUUUACGCAGCAGGCGCUGCUGUCUGAUGAUGUUAUCAACAGGAACGAUGCUGCACAGGACACCAACUUGGGCUCGGUAUUCCGAGAAUCUGUUCCUGAAGCUUGGAUCAUCAGAGCCAAACCAAAGGAGGAGGAAGUGAUCCGAAUUUAUCCUGCCUGGUUGAAGGUGGGAAUGGCGUAUGUUUCUCUACGAGUAAAUAAGGAUAGCACUACGCAGACUGUGAUCAAAGAAGUGCUUCCAUUACUUGGAAGGCAGAUGGAGUGCCUCCAGAAUUUCAAAUUGGUGGAAGUGCUUAUGGGCAGUAAGCAAGUUCAGCGCAUGGUCUUGGACAAUCAGGAACUGAUUCUCAACAGACUCAAGGACAUAAGAAAGACUUCAAUACGUCAGAUGAAUCAAACAAGAUUUUACAUUGUGGAAAACAGUAAAUCCAUUGUACGAGUGAAUUUAUUUGUUGGUGGCCUUCCACCUCAGCUUUCCUCUGAAGAAUACACAAAUAUUCUCAAGGACGAAUUAGCUAUCAAAACAAAUGUCGUAUCUGUGAGUCAUGUUUAUCAAGCACAAGGUGCUGUUGUACUCGAAAUUUCAUGCUUUUCUGAAGCUGAAAGAAUAUAUAUGCUAGUUAAAGAUACAACUGUCAAUGACAAGCCUCUGAAUGCUGUGGUGAUUCCUGAAGUUAUGGCUUCCAAGAUACCACGGAACUGCUGCCCACUUCUUGUAUUUGUGAAUCCAAAAAGUGGUGGUCUAAAAGGCCGGGAUCUGCUGUACAGUUUUAGAAAGCUGCUAAACCCACAUCAGGUCUUCGAGCUUACCAAUGGUGGCCCACUGCCUGGGUUUCACACGUUCUCUAAAGUCCCCUCCUUCCGAGUGCUGGUGUGCGGAGGGGAUGGCACCGUCGGCUGGGUGCUUGGUGCGCUGGAGGAGAUCAGGCACAAGCUGGUGUGCUCAGAGCCCUCGGUUGCCAUCUUACCUUUAGGAACAGGUAAUGACUUAGGGAGGGUCUUGCACUGGGGAGCUGGCUACAGUGGAGAGGAUCCCUACUCGAUUUUGGUUUCCGUGGAUGAGGCGGACGAUGUUCUUAUGGAUCGCUGGACUAUCCUUUUGGAUGCAGAAGAACCAGCUGAAGGCACAGAGAAUGGCAUUGCAGAACCUGAGCCUCCAAAGAUUGUACAGAUGAACAAUUACUGUGGUCUUGGCAUUGACGCAGAGUUGAGCUUGGACUUUCAUCAUGCUAGAGAAGAAGAACCAGGGAAAUUUAAUAGCAGGUUUCACAACAAAGGAGUUUACAUGAAAGUUGGGCUGCAGAAGAUAAGUCAUACUAGAAAUCUUCACAAAGACAUAAAGCUUCAAGUGGACCAGCAUGAGGUGGAGUUACCGAGCAUAGAAGGACUCAUUUUUAUUAAUAUACCCAGCUGGGGGUCCGGAGCCGAUCUCUGGGGGUCUGAGAGCGAUAACCGCUUCGAGAAACCACGUAUCGAUGAUGGCCUGCUGGAAGUUGUUGGUGUGACUGGCGUCAUGCACAUGGGUCAAGUCCAAGGUGGUUUUCGAUCAGGAAUCCGCAUAGCCCAAGGCUCGUAUUUUCGUGUAACACUCCUAAAGCCAAUUCCAGUUCAAGUUGAUGGAGAACCCUGGAUUCAGGCCCCUGGCCAGAUUAUUAUUUCUGCUGCAGGACCAAAGGUCCAUAUGUUGAAAAAAUCCAAGCAGAAACAGAAGAAAACUGCAAGCCUGAAAGAAAUGAGAGUGUAUAGUAUGUCAGCCUCUGAAGGAGGACGCUAAGUGGAGACCCGUGCUCCGAAGCGAUGCAGCACACCUACUGCAGAUGCCAAGACGGUUCAGUAAAAUCGAGCGCAGACAACCAGUGAAGAGGGUUGCUUAUGAGUGUGCCUUUCAUUACAUUUUGAUAUUACUGGGUUCUCCUUCAUCUCUCAGAGAUAGUGCCUCAUUGUUAAAAAUAACUGUUAUGUACCACUUGUCUCAUCUGAAAUGUUUGCUUCGGGUUGCUUUUCCGUAAGCCGUUUUUCAUGUAUAUAGAAACUGAGGCCAAACAGAAAUGCCAAACAGAAAUGCCAAGAUGCUGAGAUUUCUGCAUCUACCUUCACAAAGACUCUUCUCCUCCUCCCAGCUUUUUCUUAAAGAAAAUCAUUCCAUAGAUAAAUUCUGGUGCAUUGUUCCAAAAAUGAAAAUGUGUUCCUUUAAAUGAAUGCUCACAGGAGCCUCCCAACCAAAAAAAGGCAGAGACAUGAGCUGCUGAGAACUCCUUGGAUCGGUCCAAAUAGCACAGCUGAAACAGUACUACCGUAAAGAGAAAAAUACAAAACACAGGAGAGAUUAUUUCUAUAAAAGGAGCCCUGUGCACUGGGAAGAGAGAAAGUACUAGAACAGUUGAGUCAAAAUAUUUCAGAGAGUUUACUUCAGUAUUUGGGCAGUGUGAAUGAAGGGGAAACGGCUUGUGGAGCAAGUUUUCAGUUGCAGCUUAGUUUCCCUUAUAUUAUUCAGACAAAGCCUGUUUUAAAAGGUGUUUGAAUUUCAGCAGCUACCACUCUAAUGUAAAAAAGGAACAAGAAUACCUGAGGCGGUAUUAUUAUUAUAUGCAUUUUUUUUUCUAUCGUUGAAACCGUUAUCUUUGACACCAGACUUUUCUGCUUGUCUUUACUUGUGCUGUUUCGUUUUCAUUAAUUUGUCACAGUUGGACUGAUGUUUAACAGCAAGCUCAAAGACUAAAAGAAUUACCACUAAUUAGGAUAAAAGAAGUACCAUUUAGUGUUCUCUUAUGUAAAUUAGCUCAGUCAUACAUUAGAGCUGAACUGAAGUCCAGUGUAGCCUUGCUGAGGAGCUGUAGGAGGUAUUGAAGCCUGUAUAGUGUGCACGUAACAUCUGGUAGGCUUCAAAUGGCUGGGAGUGCAAUAGUUGUCAUGAAAACUCACCUGGUCGGCCUGCUCAAGUCCUUGGUGGAUGUUGUAUCAGGUGUGGGCCCAGGGACACACAGUGACUGUCUUUUCUCACUUGGACGAGCUCUUCAGAGGCUGGUCCUCUGUCAGCUCCUGUGAGACCAAGAUCACCUCUCUGUGCUUAGCCAUCUCCUGAAGAAGUGGGUACCCAGUACUUCUUUUAUAGCUUCCUUUUAGAGACUGGCGCUAGAGCAGACAUGCUGGUCCUGUCAUACGCUACAUAUAUCUGCAGUCUGUAGCCGUAGUCGUGUUAGUCUUUACUCAAAUCUCUGCUGGCCUCAUGUCGCUGUGGUCCUCGAGUGAGUGAACCUUUCACUUCAGGUCAACAUCAUACUCAAGGGGCCCUCUGAGUCCCUUCGCUGGCCAGCGGGCUUACGUGUCCUCUAUUGCACGGUAGUAACUGAUUCAGCUAUGGAUGGCAUGAAUUCAUCACUCAAGUGGCAGCUUGCCAGUGUGUCUAUACAAAAACACCUCCAGCUGCUUCAGGGGACUUCAGUGUAGCUUUGAAAUACGCAAAAGCUGUUUUUUUGUUGGAGCCCAGUAUGUGCUGAGGCAGUUCAUGCUGGGUCUUCUUGAUAAGUCUGUACUUGAGGCACUGUGCCAGCUUCAGCAACAUCAUUACCUGUGCUUUCUACUUUCCAGUCACGGUGCAGAUGAGGGUGUGAAGGUGGGUGCUACAGGACAGUCAUCUAGAGCAACAGAAUGAUACAGCUAACGCUAUAAACAGACAAAACAGCUAUGCAAAAAUGGCAGCUGCCUGCAGCCUCUCCUUCCUGUCCAGUGAUUCCUUCUGUUCCUAGUGUUCUGGUACGGAUGCAUUUGGAGGACUGACUCCUGUUUUCAGUGAGGCCUGCUAUUAAUUAAAUUGUUAACUUAAUUUUAGGGGUGUUCUUGAGGUACCACCACAUGGACUACAGCUUAUCUUUUUAUUCAACAAGCAAAGUGAACUCAUGCCGUGAAGGAGGUAGCUAAAAUCCUCGUCUCCUGAUCCUGAAACACAGGGUUGUCUCUGCUUCAGAACCUGGGUCUGAAGGGUCACACGGAGCUCUUCUGGUGUCCUGCCACCAGCACUAGAAGUAAGAAGGGUAAAGUGUUGUAUUUCAAGUUAUGCCCUCUCAGGACGAAGCUCACAAAUUAGAGAGCAAAUCUGAAAUAGAUUGCUGCUUUUAAUUGUCGAGAACGCCAGAGAAACUGCUUUGUGUCCUCAGGGCAGCAGAAAGAAUGCAAGGUCGUCUUUCCAAUUGCUGACUCAGUAACAGAGAGGAAAACUUUACCUUUUGUUACAGAAACCACGCGUAAGCUUUAAGCUUGCUGGUGCUGACCAUCUUCUGCAGCCCAAGUAAAUAAACCUGUCUGGCUGUUGCUACAGACAUAUAUAAUCCUGCAGCAUGCAGCUGACAGUGUUUCAUGUUCUUGGCUUGUUAGUGGCUUGGCUGGCAGUCCCUGUUGCUUAUUUAGUAUCUGUUAUCUGAAACAACAUGAAGCUCGGGUCCCAGUAUUUGUAAUCAGAGGGCCCCUUGCUGUGGCAUAUCCUUCCAUGGGGAUUUUUCAUCCCUGAAGCAGUGCAGGAGCCUGUCUCGGGGUAGCUUUGUGGAAGCAAGGCGACGCAGAAAUGUGAACGUGUUCUCCUUGCAGCUGCCAGAGGGGAUCCUGGUGGAGGACAGGAAGACUUUGAGUUUUCUUUUUUCUUUCCCCUUUUCUUUUCUUCCAGAAACCAGCUCCCAUGUGUUGUUUGAGCCGGUGAGUGCCACACUGGAAUGAAAACGUAUCUUAAGUAAAACACACUUGGCAUCUAAGGUCUCUGUGCAUCAUAUAAUGAGGCUCAGUGUGUUUGGAGACAAAAUAGAUUCCUGGACAGCUGAGAUAGGGAAGCUCCUGUAAAGCUUUUAAAAGGAGAAACUUACUAUUUAACCCCUCUAUUAAAAUGUUGCAGUUUCAGGUACUGUAAAGGCCAGUAUAUCAAGAUGUUUUGGGUUUUUUUUCCGAGAUUUUCAUUACACAGAGUAUCUGAGAAGGCCUAGUGUUUUCUUCCAUAGUAUGUAAGACUUCCUUGAAGAGAGGAGAUAACUCUGCAGUGAAUACAAAACAUUUUAACUUAGCCUUUACGUUGAACAAAAUGAUGCAGUGUAACUUACAUGAUAGCGGGCAGAAAAAUUGUUCUCAGCACUCAGUCUUCAAGUAACAUUGUGUGAGAACCUCAUGCUCGCACGGACAAGUGCUUUAAAUAAUGCAAUAACAAAAGUGUUGGGGAAGAGGCUGGGUUCUUUCGAGACAGCUGUUCGUCAACAUCAGGGACACAGGGCCAGGAACCAUAAUCCAUAGACAGGGAGGAGAUGCAGGCUCGUUGCUCUCCUCAGCGCACUCCUCCAUCCUCUCUCCACGCCCCUGCCUUUUUGCCGUGCCUGUGGCCCGUGGCAGGCACCAGCAGGACAGCACAGCCAGCAUCCCUCCUGCUGAGCUACGCGCUCCUGACCUUUUGCUUUUGCUGGCGUCCAGCUAGGCUUUGCCAGCGUGGGGGAGAAGAAGGGUCCUGAAAAUCACAGUGCAUUUCAAAUACCCCGCUACUGCAGGCAAGAGAAGGUGGUCAGUUGAUUAAAAUCCAUUUCGAUGGGUGAACACAUUACCUCUGUCUUAAAUUAGGGUAGGGGAACCGAAAUUCAAAAGCUCAUCCCUGAGAUACAGGUGCUACUUCAGAAAAGUUGCUGCUUUUUCCCCAUGGCUUUUACGCUUGAUUUGUACCGUUUAAAUUGCUGAUGUUUUCAUUGUGUUGAUUUUUAAAUGAAACAGUGUUAUUUUGCCAAAAUGAUUUGUUUGUUUAUAUAUGUGUAUACAUGUGUGUGUGUAUGUGUAUGCAUACAUACACACACCCCCUUUUAAAAAUAGGCCUUACUAUAUUUCCUUUCACAGUGCCUACUUGUACAGCUUUUGCUGUGUUAUAUCAUUUGGAUAGCGCUCAUUUCUGGAUCUUUCUCUCACCAGUUUUGGACAGGAGGCAGAGCUUGCUUUCUUACUGGUCCCACUGAGGUUCCCAGCACAUGCUCCUGGUGGACAUGUGCUUUCUGACAAGACACGAUGGCAAUAUAGUGAAAGCACAACUGUGUUUAGAGUCUCUGCGUGUGUACAGUUUGAGCUCCUCUUGCGCUUUCUGGAUUUUCAUCGAGUCUCUGUGUGUCUAAAAUCAAUGGCAAUGGCUAUUGCAGCAUUCUAAAAACUAGAAGAAGCUGUAGCACAGUCCGCUGCAAGACUUGAAUAAGGAACAAAACUAAAUGAGCUGUUAGAUAGAAUUGUCCAUUAAUCUUCAUAGUUACCCUCUUAAAAGUGUUGUACAGAUAGCAUUUAUUCAAAGAGGAAGUAACGUACUUGUUAUGAAUAUCAGCCCUUUGGAAUCACUAAGCAUUUACGCAUGCACAUUACUUUACAGCAGUCUGUUGGUACAUAAAGGUGUCAUCGAAUGAAGCCUCAUUUUGUGGGAGGAGAAGGUAUGAGGAGCUGUUGAGAUGCUGGGAAAGGACUUAAUGUUGAAGACACAACAGGUUUAGCUGCCUAGGUGUUUUAUAACGUACCGUGCCCCGUGCUGCACAGGCGCCGGUCCGUACUCCAGCACUGGAACUGGGGGAGCGUUGGAGCUGUGCGCUCCAGAGACCUGGCAGUAGAUGUUCUUUCCGCCUGCCCCUCUCACCUCCUCCGUACAACCUUCAUAGUAUCUGUGCAUUUUCCUCUUGUGCUGGGUGCCUCCCUGGCCUUUGGGCCCAGCUUUAUACUGAAACUGGUAACAAAGGCACCAGUCGGUGGCGGUGAAUCUGUGCGGAGAGCGGUGGAACAGAGACCCUGCUCUAAAACGCCACUCUGGCUGUCGGGCUUAGACUGGUCAUUAAUUUCUGCUUACUUCAGCCAUUUAACAUCUGUGCAGCAAAGACUCGGCAUCUACUGAACUGGCUUGGACUCAGGGUGACAGCGUUGCCUUGUUUUCAGGCCUUGAUCUUGUAUGCGCCAGGGCAUGUAUCACUUCAUAUACUUUUUGCACUUAACAGAAAAUGCAGGUUAGAUAGGCUUAGAGUGUGGCAAAAUUGCAAUGUUUGUACUUUUUUGUAAAUAAUGGGGAUGAUUCUACAGAUACAAAGAUGCACUUUCAGGUAACAAUGAAAACAAGUUUGUUGUAGAAUGCAGCUGCUGAGUUUCUCUGACUGCAGCGUUCCUUUUUCCCCAUCCAUCUAUAAUACUGCGUUCUUGAAAGCCUGCUUGGGGAUAAGAGAUGGUGUCUGCCUACCAUCGCAGCAUGUAUUUAUAGCUGACUGACUGAAAGUUCACAUGUAUUUUCUAACAAUUACAAAUUGGCUGCUAUUCUAAGAUGUAGGUUUAUUAGACAGAUGUUACAAUGCGUAGAAGUAAUGGUAAAGCUUUAUUUAUAGUGUCAGCGUUUACUGAUUUGACACUUGGCUUAGUAGGAGAGAUCCAGCUCAAAGCCUUCAUUCCUUUUGCUAUUUAAUGUAAUUUUUUUUAACAGUGUAGCCAUUGUAUGUGUAGAAUACAGUGAAAUGAAUGCAAAUUACUAAUCUUAACGCGCAGUGAGACCAGCAGUUUCAAUGUUUACAGGACAGUGACUAUUGAUUGUAAACCCAUACGUGUUGGCUGAAACAGUGCGCUCUUUCUGUGUUUUGGAAGCAUUGUUUCUGCUUCCCAUGACAAUUAAUGAAAUAGUUGCCUUCUGGUUUAGGUUCCUGGUUAUGUCCCUUUGGCAAGAUUUAAAUGUGGAUUAUGACUUUUCAGCCAUGGACUUGUAGGACAGAAUUUCUGCCGAUACAAGUGUUGUAUUGAACAUGUUUUCCGAAAGAGUCGCUUUAUUUUUUGUGAAGAUAAUUUAUGAGAAAGUUUUAUAA
Molecule: messenger RNA, 8839 nt
Organism: Chroicocephalus ridibundus (black-headed gull)
Lineage: Eukaryota; Metazoa; Chordata; Aves; Charadriiformes; Laridae
Gene: DGKQ
Product: diacylglycerol kinase theta
Exons: 23
Coding region: 25-2790 (921 amino acids)
Molecular function (GO): ATP-dependent diacylglycerol kinase activity
Source: RefSeq, a predicted model, not a curated record